AUGUUGCACAAGCUGUUAGUUUCCCAUGUGGAAACGCCGCCUGGCUUGGAUUACAUUGGCGGCUUCUGUGGGGGCCUUAUGAACGACUACCGUCGGCGCUGCGCGUACUGCCGGUCAGACUGGCUGACGGAUGUGCUGAAGGGGAAGACGGUCUCAGGUGCUUUGUUCCUGUUCUUCGCCACCUUUACCUCCACCUUGGCCUUGGGCAAGCACAUCAAUGAUGUUACCCAUGGAGUCAUCGGCAUCAACGAGUACCUGAUUAUGAACAGUAUCUCAGGGAUGCUGCAUUCUGUUCUUGGUUGCCAGCCCUUGCUGGUUCUUCGGCCCACUGGACCAAUCACGUUGCUCAUUGAGAAGCUCCAUGAAGUCAGUGAGUGGCUCGUGCUACCCUUCUGGCCUUUGUUUGCCUGGACUGGGAUUUUUGUGGGUCUGUAUAUGUUUCUCAUCGCAGCCACGGAGCUCAGCCGAUUCAUCAAGUACGUGACGCCAUUCACGGAGAACAUCUUCGCAACGUUUAUCGGAACGGUCUACAUCAAUGACGGAAUUCAGGGCAUGAUCCGCGUGUGGAACAGUGGCACCGCGGAUGUUGCAGCUCGAAAGCUGCUUGUUUUCAACAUGACCCUGGGCUGCACAGCUCUGGCCUACUACCUCAGCAAGAUCCCGAGCACGGCUUGGGGUACCUAUACCAUCCGAAAGCUACUGUCAGACUAUGCUCUCACAAUUUCAGUGUUCGUGCUGGCGAUCGUGGGUGCAGUCCUAGAUGCGCACUUCUUCCCCGUGGAAUUCAUUGACACCAGCAGCACAGGCCUGACCACGACCGAUGGACGUCAGUGGAUGACGGACAUGGGGAGCAUCACUGGGACCGGCAUCCUUGCGGCGGCUGUCGCAGCCAUCCCGAUCGUGAUGUUCUUUUACCUGGACCAGAAUAUCUCCAGCCUCAUGUGCCAGAAACCCGAGCAAAUGCUCGGAAAGGGAGCCUACUUCCACUCCUCCUUUGCGUGCAUGGCCUUGUUCAACUUGCUGGGACCUAUUUGGGGUUUGCCCUUCGUCACAGGCUCCCUACCUCAUUCUCCUCAGUUUGUGGGCGCCAUGACGGAGACCGACGAAGAUUACAGGCCUACCGGCGUGGUGGAGAACCGUGUGGCCCCGUUCAUCGGCUACCUUCUGAUGGGCGUAGCUCUGUUUCUGCCGGACCUGUUGAACAAACUGCCAGAGACGGCCGUGAGCGGUGCCCUCAUAUAUGUGGGCUUGAAGGCUGCUUUGGGUACACAACUAUGGGAGCGCUUCUUACUGUUAUUCACUGACCCAUACAAGCCACGCUUGGGCAAAGGCUACAGCCACUUGCCCCUCAAGACCGUCCAUGGCUUUACUUUGCUUCAGAUUCUCAUGGUGGUUGGUUGCUGGCUCUGCAACAUCUAUAUCGGCCUUGGGUUUCCGGUCUUUGUUGCGAGUCUCAUUCCGAUCCGCUUCAAAGUCCUCCCCUUGAUCUUCUCGAACGAGGACAUCGAUGCCCUGCUCGCGGAGGAAGGCGAGCCACCCAAGAAGAUGCCAGACUCAGACGUGGACCAGUUGGCAAAUAUUGAGGAUGCAGAAGGUGAGGACACGGAGAAAGCAAUGGGAGCUGAAAAGGAUGAGACUUCCUCGCGACAGUGUUUGUAG
Symbiodinium natans is the source of this 1659-nucleotide messenger RNA. The record is from the annotation of a GenBank genome assembly. NCBI's taxonomy places the organism in Eukaryota, Dinophyceae, Suessiales, Symbiodiniaceae.